AUGUUAUUUUUGACACCAAGAUAUCUCACCACAUUCGAUUCCCGGGGCGAGUGCAGAAACACGCGAGAGCAGUGCAGUCAUCAAGGGCCUCGAACCACCAUCUGCUCAGGCCUCGGGUUGCCAUUGGGUGUCCCCGUGACUAGUCACUCGACUCUAGUAGCCUCAGGAGAGGAGACACGGGAAGCCGGGGGAAGACGACAGAAGGAAAGGAAAGGGGCUAUCGUCCCCGAGACCGAGACGCGAAGGAAGGGACGCUGCUGGGACCGGACAGCCGAUAGCGCGGCAGAAGAGGGAGCUGCAACCAACAGGCAGACCAAAGGGGCAGAGAGGGAGACCUUGAGUGACGUUAGCGAGAAGACGGGCAUCGUAAUUCGCUCAUCUGAGAAGAAGCAAGGACUGGGAAGGACAUCCGAUCGGUCGCUUGACCGAUUGUCUCGUGGUGCCGAGAAAUCUCUUCAGUGGGGUGACAUUUUGUCCGGCUUCGUGGGAGCACGAGACGCCGGCAUAGCCUCGCCCGACGGGAAUAGGACCAUCAGUUUCUAG
Molecule: messenger RNA, 543 nt
Organism: Fusarium falciforme
Lineage: Eukaryota; Fungi; Ascomycota; Sordariomycetes; Hypocreales; Nectriaceae
Exons: 2
Coding region: 1-543 (180 amino acids)
Source: RefSeq, a predicted model, not a curated record